Messenger RNA from Eufriesea mexicana, 1901 nucleotides. RefSeq names its product carbohydrate sulfotransferase 11. Bases 448 to 1557 code for a protein of 369 amino acids. Gene Ontology annotation, molecular function: sulfotransferase activity. The transcript has 7 exons. Gene Ontology annotation, biological process: carbohydrate biosynthetic process. Gene Ontology annotation, cellular component: membrane. The record is from RefSeq and is a predicted model, not a curated record. NCBI's taxonomy places the organism in Eukaryota, Metazoa, Arthropoda, Insecta, Hymenoptera, Apidae.
UUAAAGGGAGUCUGUAGAGUGUCGCAAAGGGUAGCAAAACUCAGUACCAGCAUACUACGCUUGCGUAGAAGUCAUCCAGGCAAAUCGACCCGCGAAAACAUUAACCAAUCAGCGAACUCGAACGAGUCGGUUAGUAGCAGACGACGCAUGCAUGAGAGCGUACAGGACGGUGUGUGUCUCUUCAGUAAUCUGCAGGAUGCCGCCGUGAUCAUAUGGUAUCUAUAUGUUUUGUUCAAUCAGUCAGUUGUGUCACGUGUUUCGCGAGUUUGCAAUUCAAGAAAUAUAAUACCAUAAUCGUGUUUCGAUUUACGGUGUGUUUUAUUCGUAUCUCUGCAGGAUCGAAUCCGACUAGCAAGUUAGAAGAAAUCGAAACGUAUCGAAGAGGAGCGUUGGAUUCCUUGCAGGGAGUGCAAUAGAUGCAUCGCUGAAUCCUGACUUAGGGCAUAUAUGUCCACGCCAAUUCGAUAUGAGUACAGAAGGAAGGUCGUGCAUCAGGAGAAGAUGACACCGCGAAGAUACGUGUUCGCGGCGAUUAGGCGAACAUUGCUGGCUGCUGGUAUCUUGACGUUGCUGGUGUUGGCGUUGUCGAGCCAAGAUGCCGGCAACAGUGUGCAGCAAGGUCUUUUAUUGGAGGAGGACUCGAAUUUGACACCGGAGGAAAAGUUGAUGGAGGAAGCAACUAUCGCCGAAACUGAGAAACGAUUAUAUGCUAGAAGAAAAUUUUUGGCACAAAAAUGCACUGAAGAAGGAUUAGACCGGCCUGGAAACGAUUCUCUUCAUAGGCCUAAUGCUUGGGAGUUCCUUGUAAAUAGAGAGUACCAUUUAAUAUGGUGUAAUGUCUUCAAAGCGGCCUCUACAUCUUGGAUGUACAAUUUCAAUCUACUUGCAGGAUAUAGUCCGCAGUUUUUAAAAGCCUCAAAGGCCGUACCAGUUUCUCUAGCAAGGCAGAAGUAUCCCAGGUAUACGGCGGACGAAUUGAACAAGUUCCUAAACGACAGCAUCAGUUUCUUGAUAGUGAGGCAUCCGUUCGAGAGGCUGCUCAGCGCCUACAGAGAUAAAUUGGAGCAUAGCUUACCGCAUACGUUCCAUAGUAAUCUUGGAGCUCAUAUCGUUUGGAACUAUAGGUCCAGGGAUCCAAAAACCAAUGGAAGACAUGGUCCAAGGUAUCCACUUUUUGAAGAAUUUGUACGGUGGCUGUUAUGCCAAUGGACAGCCGGAAACGAGCUCGAUAUGCAUUGGACUCCAGUUGUGAAUUUCUGUACACCGUGUCAAGUGCGAUUCGACGUGAUUGCAAAGUUUGAAACGCUUCACGAAGAUCAAGAUUAUCUCAUAAAACAAGCUCAUGUGGGUCACAUCAUUAAACCUGAAUGGAAGAACCCUACUAGAGGAGUUCAAACAAAGGACGUAAUUAAAAAUUACUUCGCUCAAUUGUCAAAAUCACAGAUCAAAGAUCUCUAUGAGAUGUUUAGAUACGAUUUUGUGCUGUUUGAUUAUUCUCCUGACGAGUACAUAGCACUCGGGAGAGAAGAGAAUACAGUUUUAAUCUGUAAAGAAUAAUGUCAGAAUUUUGGAACAAGUGCAUCAGGGCUUGUGCUGUUUAUCUGCUACUUUUUUCUCUUCAAAUGUUAAACGAUACCUAUUACAAUGGUAUCGAUUACAACGAAAAUAUUUGUUAGGGAAUAGCUGUUGUGGUUUAAGAUGAAGAAAAGGAAAUAUACCGAAGUCUGUUCGAGUUAACGAUCCCAUGCAAAACAUUACUACAGCAUUAAAAUUUUUGAUAAACGAGACGUUAUAGAAUAUUCAAUUGUUAGAACCGAAGGCGAUAAAACGUUUGUAAACUGUUAUAAAUCAACACAUGAUAAUUUUAAAUGUAUUAUACCUAUAAGAAUACCCUGUUGCUU